AAAUACUGCCCAGUUUAAUUUCGAUUAUGACGAACGCAGAAUGAAUUUAUUUCGUGAUCGUUAUCGGGCAACAUACAGUCUCCCAUUGUUCAGAUGACUAAUCAAAAUCGAUGCUCGAAUGCCCCCGAGCACGUAAAACUGUGUGUAUUUUGGCCCAGAUAGCUUAUCUUAUCACGUGCAAAAUCAAAUGCACUUUCAAAAAUCGGACAGUCGGGUAGUGAGGUGUUUUUGUGUCGAGUUGAGCUAAAGAUGCCGUUGUUUGGUGUUAACAUGGCCAUUCCGGUGAAGGAACACGUCAGAGAGAGUCGGAUUUAUUUCUUGGUCAGCACGGAGAGCGUGCCCCCGGAUAAUCAAACCGUCCAACGGAAGUAUCUGAUUUUUAAAACUGUCGAACUGAUUCUGUCUUUGUGUUCUCUAAUGCUGUUUGCUUACAGCAUGCGAGUAACAGAAAAUGAAAUUCUGGACAUGUUAAAAUACAUUGCUCUUGGUGGGCUCACAAUUUAUCCACUUUUGUUCAUAUUGUUGAACGUGAACGUAGAAAGAAAACCCGUCGUUUCAAUAAUAUUAAAUGCGUCAGCGGCAGUUUUAUUUUUUACGAUUGGAGCAACUACCAUGUGGUCAUCGUGGGGUCAAUCGACGCGCUUUCAGCGACACGAUAAAGUAAAAUCUUUUGAAACGACCAUGCAGUUGCGAUCGUCAUUUCUCAUAGUUGUGUGUGGGUUUUUUUAUUUUAUAGAAUCCCUCUUAAUGUGUAUUGGAAUACGAAAUCCGGCUUCUGCUAAUUAAAUACGUGUUCGCGAGGUUGUUGUAUUGUUUUUAUCGUAAUUUCGUAAUACAAAUAUUCGAAUCAGUGUUUAUGAUAUACCUACUUUUACAAACAUUUGUACUGUGAUAUGAAUUUCAAUAAAGUAUUUUAAUG
Messenger RNA from Zophobas morio, 919 nucleotides. RefSeq lists its product as uncharacterized. The coding region runs from base 250 to 786 and encodes 178 amino acids. The record is from RefSeq and is a predicted model, not a curated record. The transcript has 3 exons. NCBI's taxonomy places the organism in Eukaryota, Metazoa, Arthropoda, Insecta, Coleoptera, Tenebrionidae.